UCUUUUUCUUCUUAGUUUCGAACGCAGGAAGCGCCCUAGCCUUGAAAGUGAGCAACAGUUCCCUUUUACACCCUUCCUACCCCCCUUCACCCCUGCUUCCCGUAUUUCGUCCGGCAGCUCUAUCUGCUUCUCAUCCAGUCGGAGUCGAUACGAGGUGCUUCUUCGGACUCAUCACUUUCUAGAAUAAUAAAUAAAAAUUAUCUAAAUUAUUUUUGUAUCUGAUCUCGAUUAGGGAUCGAAUCAGCAUCUGAUUUUUGAGACAUUUGUUGGCGAAAUUUUUGGCUAUGAAACUGCCUCGUGAUGGAAUGAAUUGUUGUAUGUGUUUAAAAGAUGUGAGCCGCUGGUGGAAGUGAGUUUUAUGAAGUUAAUCAUAUGUUCUCGAGGGAAAAAAAUAAUUAAUUUUUCGUAUCACCCUUUAACUCCUUUAAACCGAAUUUAGCCUUAGUCGGAGAUUUAACAAUCAAUACAUAAAUUAUAAUUCAUAAUUUAUUAGUUUUAUAUUGAAUACUUAAUUUUUUAUAGUAAAUUUAGGAAUGAAUGUUGUGUCUAUUAGAAACUAUUUAAAAAAUUAGAAUAUUUGGAAAAGUAAAAUUUUGUUUCAGAAGUAAAAUUAAUUAAAAAUGAAAAGACUCUGUUCAAAAAAUUUAAACGAGAUUGUUUCUAGUGAUAUCAGUUUUAAUCAUGCCACAUUUGCAAUAAAUUUUAGUUAUUUGUUUCAUAUAUUGCAUAAAAAAAAUUAGAAUUUAAAUUGAAAUGAAAUUUAAUGCCUACUUAUGUAUUCUGUUCCAUAGAAUGAGCAUAAUGCUAUCCUCUCGAAUAGCAAAUUAUCUUCAACCUAACGCAAAAAAGACAUUUAAGUUGUUAAUGGUUAAUAUAUGAAAUACUUUACAUUUGCCGAUUUCUUCUGAAUUACAUGUGAAAACAAUUUUCUCAUCUAACUUUUAAAUACAUUUCAUUUUGCUUUUCCAAAUUAUAAUUUGAAAUAAGAAAAAAAAAAUACUUCCGUAAAACUUCUGCUUGAUUAAUGCAAUAAAUUAUAUUAGUUUUAACACCCCAAAAAUGGCUAUGGAUUAUGUACAAAUUCCGGAUAAUCAAAACUCCAGUUAUAUUUUCUUAAGUGCUAAUAUUUCCAAUGGUACGCUAUGCUGCAAGUUUUGUGUUUGAGCCGAGCUUAUGUGUAUGGAUAAAACAUCUUGAGUUUGUCACGAAUUGAUAAUAUGACAAGUUUCAACUCGUGAAACAAUGAUGUGAAAUAAGUUUUUUUAAAUGAUGCGAACCAUGAUAAGAGAGAUUGUGAAUAACCACAACAUUCGCUUACCCCUGACUUCUAAAAAAAAGCAGCCACGCAACGAGCCAUGACAGAACUCGUUGAGCAGAAGGCAGUAACUGGAAACCCCGUUUGUGGAGGCCCUGACCAAUCCUGGAGGGCCGAUAUUGAGCCCGAUGAGGAUGACUUGGACAAGGUAUCUGUCCUGUCUGACCAUUCAUCUGGCCAUGGUAGCCAUGGCUCUAGUGCUUACAGCUGUUCCACAAGCGGUUCUUCUAGGACUUGCAGCUCUACUGUGGCUUCUGAGUGUGAUGGAACUAGCUCCACCUGUAGCUGUAGUGCGAGUGGAAGUUCCGAGUUCGAUCCCAGAGCUCAUCUUCCCUAUCCAACUUACGUACCCGUUUCCUGGUACUGCCUAGAGCAAACGACUCGACCCAGGAACUGGUGCCUUUGGCUUAUCUCAAAUCCAUAUCCUUUUGCUACAUUCAUUAAUUGUGUCUCUUUUUCUAGGGCAUCUCUAAGGUAAGAUUUCUGUGUCUUAUGUAGUGUUAAAUUUAUAAUGUGUGGUAUGCAUUAAUGGCUCUAUCUACUUUGUGGGUAAAAUAACUCAACCCAAUAUUCGAAAUUAAGGCUGGUUUUUUGGCAUUAUUUUAAGAAAG
Molecule: messenger RNA, 1926 nt
Organism: Parasteatoda tepidariorum (common house spider)
Lineage: Eukaryota; Metazoa; Arthropoda; Arachnida; Araneae; Theridiidae
Source: RefSeq, a predicted model, not a curated record